Messenger RNA from Theobroma cacao (cacao), 1544 nucleotides. RefSeq names its product putative protein phosphatase 2C 75. Lineage: Eukaryota; Viridiplantae; Streptophyta; Magnoliopsida; Malvales; Malvaceae. Gene Ontology annotation, biological process: protein dephosphorylation. Gene Ontology annotation, molecular function: cation binding; protein serine/threonine phosphatase activity. The record is from RefSeq and is a predicted model, not a curated record.
UCAUCACUCUCUUCUUUUUCUCUAUCAAUGGCACCACCAUCUGAGCUUCUGCUGAAAAUCUUUAGCGACGAUUUAGAGAACGAGACCCCAGAGAAGUGCAGAGAACGCCGCCGCAGAAGAAUCCAAUUGAGGAGGUCGAGGUAUACCUUUGCACCAAUCCAACAACUUCAAAGCCCUCCACCUCGAAAGGAAAUGACAAAUUAUGUUCCUACUACGGAUCAGUAUUUUGCAUUAUUGAAUAGGACUACCCUAGGAGAUAAGACGACGGCCAUGGCAUUGCCAGUGGUGGUGGAUUCAUCAUGGACUUCCUUAACCUCUGCCAGCUGCGGCGCCAAAACGGACGUGAAUCCAAUGCCGGUAAAUGGGUGGAUAUCGAUACAAGGGUUUUCUGAUAGUAUGGAUGACAGAUUGUUUGUGAAGGAAGAGUUUUGCCGUUCAGAUUUAUUUGGUGGGAAGCCACUGCAUUUCUUUGCUGUGUAUGAUGGACAUGGUGGACCUCAUGUCUCGACUCUCUGCAAGAACAUGAUGCAUACAAUCAUGGCAGAGGAGCUGAUGCGGCUUUCGACAGAAAAAGCACCCGCAACCAGCGAUGGCGGCGGUAGCAGCAGCGGCAAUGGCACUGGCAGCUCCUCUCCAGCAGAAAGAAUUAAAAACGCAGAGGUGGGUGGAGUGGAAGAGUGGGAGAAUUUAGUGCGGGCAGCUUUAGAGAAAAGCUUCCUGAGGAUGGAUGAGGUGGCACUGAGCACGUGCGCUUGCGGAAAAUCCGCGUACCUAGGCGGGUGCCAGGCCGUGGAUGUGGGUUUUUUGGGGUCCACUGCUGUCGUUGCAAUCGUCGCCCCUCAUCACGUGGUUGUCGCCAACUGCGGUGAUUCACGCGCCGUUCUCUGCCGUGCUGGGAGAGCCAUUCCUCUCUCUCUGGACCACAAGCCUGAGAGGCCAGACGAACUGGAGAGGAUUCGAGCAGCAGGGGGUAAGCUUGUUUAUCAAAAUGGGGUUCGAGUUUAUGGGAUACUUAACAUGUCGCGAGCCCUAGGAGAUAACUUUUUGAAGAAAGUCAUAACAUCACAACCAGAGACUUCCAUCACGGAAAGACACCCAGAAGAUGAGUGCCUAAUUCUUGCUACUGAUGGUCUAUGGGAUGUCAUGUCCGAUGCUUUGGCUUGUGAGGUAGCUAGCACAUGUCUUAGGGAUGGAAGUUGUGCCACUUCACCUAGGAGCCACUAUUCAGGGCAGUCAGUCAAAAUUGAUGGUGAAGUGUUGUUUCCAUCUAAAAGUGCUUUUGCAGCAGCAAUACUUUGUCGCCUUGCUCUAGGACGAGGGAGCUGUGAUAAUAUCAGUGUCAUAGUUGUUGAUUUGAAGAAGCAUUUAGCGGGGAAGGCAAAGUAAAGAAGGUUAGCCUCCUUGUAGAAGCUCUGCUUGAUGUUGUAUGCACCUUUUUGGAACACUUUAAACACUGUUGUUAUGUUGGAAAAAAUCAUUUCCUUGUUUGGACACCAUAGACCCUGUAUGGAAGUGGCAGUUGUUCAGGGAUACCUAUUCCGUUU